Molecule: messenger RNA, 1305 nt
Organism: Acaulospora morrowiae
Lineage: Eukaryota; Fungi; Glomeromycota; Glomeromycetes; Diversisporales; Acaulosporaceae
Source: the annotation of a GenBank genome assembly
AUGAGCGGAAUUACUGACGUCGAAAAACAAAAAUAUUUUCAAGUUUUCACCUCGUUGGGUCCGUCGAUUACCGGCCAUCUAUCAGGUACACAGGCAAGGAACUGGCUUCUAAGUUCGAAGCUUCCAGUUCAUUGGCUCGAAAGAAUAUGGGAUAUUUGUGACAUUGAUAAGGACGGCCAACUUGACUUUGACGAGUUCUCGGUUACCUUUAAGCUAGUGGGCGAUCUGUUGAACGGAGUAUAUACGGACGUGCCUCCUUCUCUGCCGCCACAAUUGAUUCCUCCAAAUAAAGCCCACCUACUUUCUGGUGGUGGUUUUGGUGGUAACAGCUCGACCUUGAGUAUUGGUGGUCACGGGACAUAUUCACAGUCCACUCCAAUAAAUCCGAUCCCACAAUCAAUUAACCCAAUUUCUCAGACCAAUAUUGGACCAAUUCAAUCGGGGAUAUCGAAUAUAGUUCCUUCUUAUCAAGUUCCACUGCAUUUACCACAGAUCACUUCGGUCUCGCCACUGCCAUCACAAGUACAAGUGAAUGCUUUCUUAAUUGAUCCUUUUCUUCUCAAUUUCAACUAUGAAAAUGAAUAUUCUAAAAAUGCUGGUCCCCAUGGAUACGUUCGAUUUGGUGAUUUCGAAGAUCUGUACCAACGACUCGGAAUACCAAGAGAAGAAUGUAUUGCUGCAUGGAAUCUCGCCGAUGUGAACUUUGAGCAGCAGCUAGGCAAAGAUCAGUGCCUUUUGUUUCUGCACAUAUUAAAUCAACGGAGUAAAGGAAGGCGUAUUCCUGACAGCGUUCCUAGUGCGUUAAAAACCUCCCUCCUGAGGGGUAAACUUAAUUAUAAUUACAAUGAGACAGCCGAUCCAUCUUGGAGAUCGAAGUCAUCCGACAGUGGAUCACAAAGUUCGAUAAGUAAAACUUAUAACUCUUAUGAUUCAGGGUCAAAAUGGGAAGAAGAGAAAUUACAAAGGGAACUUGAUGAAUUGAAUGAGAAACUGAAAAAGGCUGAGGAAACAUCGUCGUCUUCGUACACGAGCUCAACUUCAUCCAGGGAUUCUGGUGUUACAUCGGAGUUUAAACAAUUGUAUGAAUACAAACAAAAGCAGCUUGUCGAAGAGACGGACAAAGAGCAAUUGAAUAGGACAUUGGAGGAAUAUAUUCGUAAGGAGAGACUUGCAAUACGAGAAUUGCAAGAUGGUUUACGAUCUUUGAAAAGUCAACUUUCGAUCAUUGAAGACCACUCGGAAUCGGGUGACGCGGAUUAUAGAAGGCUCCAAAAAGAUAUCGAUGAUGCAAGACUUGGUCGGUGA